Molecule: messenger RNA, 4650 nt
Organism: Lytechinus variegatus (green sea urchin)
Lineage: Eukaryota; Metazoa; Echinodermata; Echinoidea; Temnopleuroida; Toxopneustidae
Gene: tbc1d31
Product: TBC1 domain family member 31-like
Exons: 23
Coding region: 85-3267 (1060 amino acids)
Cellular component (GO): centrosome
Molecular function (GO): protein binding
Source: RefSeq, a predicted model, not a curated record
GAACGCGCUAACUUCAAAUGGAGUAGAAUCAAGCAUCAACUUCGUUGGAACAAUUUUUUAAAUAAAGGAGACAUUCUAGACAAUAUGCAGCAUCUCGAUCUAGAUAGAAGAAGCUCAGGGAAAAUAUGGCAUCGAAAACCUAAUCCAUCAAGUGACAAUGGGUUGAUGGUUCAGAUUGGCAAGGAAUCUUCUGCAGCACUCAAGUUUCAAGGUCAUGCCAUCCGUUUCUUGCAGGCUGGGUUUGAUGCUAGUGGAGAUAGGUUCAUAGCUGGAGAUCAUCAAGGAAAUGUAUAUGUCUUUGAUCUCCAUAGAAACAGAUUCCAACUGGUACAAAAGUUAGGAGUUUCAUGUACUGCUAUAGCCUUCACGCUGAGACGUAAAACAGAGUAUUUAGUUGCACUCUCAGACUGCUCGCUGAAAUGUUACGACACAGAUACAAAAGAGAUGAUAGCAUGUAUGAAGGGUCAUCAGACUCCUGUCCACUCUCUGUCCGUCCAUGCCUCUGGCCGCUAUGCCUUGACAACUUCCAAUGAUACAGCUCUUCUGUGGGAUCUUGACACGUUCACCAGGAAACGCAAACUCAAUGUCAAAGAUGAUGUCAACAUUGUCAAAGUGUUUUUCCUCCCAAUGAGUAACACCAUAAUGACCUGUUUCCGUGACGAUACAAUGUUUGCUUGGGAGUCGGACACAUUGCAGUGUAAAUACCAGCUUCCUAUCCCUCCUGGUGAUAGACCACAUUACAAAGCAUUUGCUACCCCAAGAGAUGGAAGGUUGCUUGUAGCUGGUGGAAAAUGCCAGUUUCUUCAUAUUUGGGCAUUGGAUACCAGAUCACUUCUGAGAGUUAUUGAGAUGCCUUCUAAAGUAAGAGCUGUCAAACAGAUUCAUUUCCUUCCAGAGAGCUUCGAUGGAGGUGCAAGUCAGAUGGUUGGUGUGUUAAGUCAAGAUGGUCUGGUGUGUAUCGUACACAUCCACAGCUGUAAGCUACUCUGUGAUCUAGGUAGCCUGGACGACCGAGUGAUCCACUUCACGGUCAGUCCAUCUGGACGUAACAUCGUGGCCAUCAUGGAGAGUGGACGUAUGAAUAUCUACAGUAUACCUGCACUCCUGGCUGAUUUCAAUAAGCCACCUCCACCACUUGUGAAGGCCACAGCAGAUCACAAUCGCAGCAGCGAAACCUCUCGUAGACAAAGAUCAACCUUACGAUCGAUGGCGCCUAGUUUUCUUGGAUCUCAGUCAGUGAUUGGUUCCGAAGUUGAUAAGAAGUCGAGAGCAGAUGCCAGGACAGGAAAGACAGUAGGUGGGACUAUUAGAGUUGAGAUGGAUGAAGAUGAUAAUGAGAUUUCAUCUUUACCGGAUGGGUUAAGUAUGAACAGAUUGGCAGCCAUCUUGAAAGGAUACGGUGAAUACCCUGCCAAGUACAGGAUGUUUAUCUGGCGAUCAAUGCUAAGACUUCCUGAGAAUCAUGUAGCAUUCAGUACCCUGGUGGACAAAGGAAGCCAUCUAGCCUGGGCUAAGGUUCAUGAGAAUUACCCGAUCAAGAGCAGGAAACUACUACGAGUGCUUCAGAGAACCCUGUCAGCUCUUGCUCACUGGUCAGCGUUGUUUGGUGAGAUGGACUAUCUUCCUCUCCUAUCCUUUCCAUUCAUCAAACUCUUCCAGAACAAUCAGCUUGUCUGCUUUGAAGUCAUCGCAACCAUCCUUGUGAACUGGUGUCAGCAUUGGUUUGAGUACUUCCCCAAUCCACCCAUCAACAUUCUAGGGAUGGUAGAGAAUGUCUUGGCCUACCAUGAUAGGAAGCUAUUAGAACACUUUGUCUCAUAUGAUGUCACAUCACAGUUGUAUGCCUGGCCAAUUAUGCAGACACUCUUCUCUGAGGUAGUAACCAAAGAAGAAUGGUUAAAACUGUUUGAUCAUGUCUUCACCAACCAUCCAUCAUUCCUACUCAUCCUGGUUGUAGCUUAUCUGAUUGGAUCUAGGGGAGCCUUGAUGGCGUGUACCAAUAAGGAUGACUUCAAGUACUUCUUUCAUCACCGCAAUGCGAUUGACAUCAACUCGGUGAUAGGUGAGGCAUAUCGUAUCCAGGAAGGCACUCCCGAUGACAUCAAUCCAGAGAAGCUUCUUGAUGAUCUCAAACCACUCACCAAAGGACAGUAUCCAGUCUUCAACAAGUAUCCCAAGUUCAUUGUAGACUAUCAGGCCCAGGAGAGGGAGAGGAUCCGCGAAGAUGAGCUGGAGUAUCUCCACCAGAGGGAGGCAGCAGCAGAGCUCCAUGCGGAGCUAACCAGGAGACGGGCAGAGGAGGAGGCCUGGUACAGACAGCAGGAGCUACUCAAAGAGGCUGAAGAGCAGAGAAGAGUGCUCAUUGCAGAGGAGGAACAGAAGCUGGUGGAUCAAAGGAUCAGACUUCAAGCAAUGAAGCGUGAGCUACAGAUGAAGGAACUUCAGUUAUUAGAUGGGGCUCAAAGGAAGUUUGUUCAUCAUCAACAGAACCAGCAAGAAACGCAACUUAGGAGACUUGAUGAUGAGAUAGCAAGGAAGAGUAUUUUGAGAGAGCAAGAGACAAAGGCAGCCAUGGAUGAUAUCGAGAUUCGAAGAAUGGACCUUGAAGCGCAGAAGAGAAAGCUUGAACAGGAGCUUGCAAAGACGGCAUCAUCAUCCACGUACCAGCAACGAGCGGAGGCUGAGAUGAGGAGAAAGAGAGAAGAGUUGGCAGAGAGAAGACAGGCUAGGCAGGACGAGAGUCAGAGAGAUCUGUUACAUGGACGGAGAAAGGUGGUACAGGCUGACGUAGCUCGAGCCAAUCUGAAUCUAGCCGAGACGUCUAUGAGAAGAGAUGAAGAGGUCCGCAGGAGACUGGAUGACUUGGAAAAGGAACUCAGAAAUGCAGAGCUGUCAAGAUUGAAUGAUGAGAAUCAAGAGAUAGAAGAAGAGGUCCAAACUGUUUUACACAGACUAGCUGAUGCAAAGCGUGACCAUGCCAAUCGCCUCCAACAGGAGUAUGAUCAACUGAAAUCAAAGUCCCAAUCUGGCCAUCCAUCAAUGCAAGAUGAUAGGAGAGAGAUUGAGCUAAGAGAUGGGAGGCCUAUCCUCAAUGAUGUUAGUACAUCUACAGAAGGAAGUGUUCCCAUAUCUCUUGAUCGAGGAAGACAGACAUUUGAAGAGAGAGAACGUAGAUUACUUCACGAGGUUCGAGAGCUGAGGCGGAAGGUAGCUGCCGAAGCUAUCAGAAAGGAACCACCCCCAAGAUACGGACAGGAAGAUGGCUGAUGAAAGGGACUCUUAAAAUCUGUAUGUAGUUCAUAAGGGAAGGUUUUACUACCUGUUUAGAGUGGAUGAAAUGGAGUUUUAGGCCAGUUUUCUCAAAAGUGGUUUCAAUUGUACCAUAGUAUAAAACCGUGGUUAAUGCAGAUUCCUUGUAUUAUCGUGCUUCCCUUUUGGCACUCUUUGCCAAAAGUAUGUAUUUAAUUGGAUUUUUAGUAUGCGCGGUAAAAUAGCGGAGUUCUGUUUAAAAAUUUGCAUGAACUAUGGUCUUGUACUAUAGCGAAAUUAAAAUCUAUUUCAUGAAUACGGGCCUUAGAAUCUGGAUGCAUUUUAUGAAUGAAGGUAUUAGUUGAUCUUUCUCAGAAAAAUGUUGCAUUUCACUCAUACCUUGAAAAUAGGCUCAGUUCUGCAAACAUUUUUUGGCACCUCUGCAACUAUCAAGAUGACAAUAGUUCUGUUUCUGUUAUAUUUAAGGCUCUGGAUAGCUGAAGAGCAUCGACUGUUGAACAAUUCCUUUUUGUUGAAUUGUCCCAUUCUUCUUUUGUCAUAUCAACUCACAAUUUUGCAUAGUGACAUUUUGUUGAGUGCAAAUGCAGAAUGUAUCUUGUCUGUGUACAUUCUUACAUGGGUGUGAGGCUUGGGUCAAAAGGUAGAAUUGUGAUUUUCAUGAAUUGUGACUUUGUGUACGAAUCACCCAACUACCCGUUAGUGAUGGGUCACAGCUGAAGCAUAUAAUUUCAUCCCUGUUAUCUAUUACCAAUGCAAAUUAAGAACACAUGAAUUUCUGUUCUCUAUGUAUUCAUGAGGAUUCUACAUGAACAGAGAUUUACAUGGACACAUGCCGUUAUACUGUCUCUUAACCUUUACUCCCACUCUUGCAACUCUUUCCGAUAUCAAAAGUUCUUUCAGGCUAACAUUGUAUCUUGUGUAGUGGUAGUUUGGUGUUCAAUGACAUUAUGGGCUUGUGGCAAUUCCCCUCACAAAUAUCCAAAUCAAAAAUAGAUCUAUGAAGAGCAUAUAUCAAAAAAUCUGUAAAUGAACAAAACAUUUGUUGGUUCCUAAAAUACAUAUUGUGUAUGUAUUACUUUUCCAACUUGGAGAAAAACUUAUCACUGGCUAUUAAAUUAUGGAUUAUAAAAUAGAUUUUUCAAGUAUUGGCUAUCUCUCUUCUAAGAAUUUCCAUUGGUCAUUUCCAAUAAAUCACUUGUAUGUUAACACCAUUUUGUAGUGUCAUCAUUUACAAAAUUAGAUUUGUGAAGAAUUUAUAUAAAGGUAAAGGAAAAUUGCAUUACAAUCUUAAGGUAUAGCCAUGCAGAAAAACAAUUUGUUUGAAUUAUUUGUGUGAUCACCUAUAUGUUAUGGCAAAAUGGUACAAACUAAUUGUAUUAC